Messenger RNA from Pungitius pungitius (ninespine stickleback), 2967 nucleotides. RefSeq lists its product as uncharacterized. Gene Ontology annotation, cellular component: membrane. The transcript has 4 exons. Gene Ontology annotation, biological process: cell adhesion; tissue regeneration. The record is from RefSeq and is a predicted model, not a curated record. Bases 28 to 543 code for a protein of 171 amino acids. NCBI's taxonomy places the organism in Eukaryota, Metazoa, Chordata, Actinopteri, Perciformes, Gasterosteidae.
CAGCUCUCGUCUCGAUAGAGACAAAGGAUGGACACAGCGUACACACUGACUGGAGACGACAUGGCGCUGAAUAAAGUGGGUGACAUCGAGGCACUGACAGCCCCCCAUGGACAGGUGCAUCGGCCCAUCAACUUGAAUCACUACGCCACCAAGAAGAGUGCCGCUCAGAGCAUGCUGGACAUCGCCCUGCUGAUGGCCAACUCGUCCCAGCUGAAGACCGUUCUCUACGUGGGGUCAAACUACCGCUUCUACAUCCCCCUCAUCACGCUGCUGUCUCUGUCCAUCACGCUACAGGUCGUAGUGGGGCUGUUGCUCGUCUUUAUUGCAGUGAAGUACGACCUCAACGAUGUGAGGAAACACGCCAAGCUGAACAUGUUGAACAACGUGGCCACCGUGUUCGUCUUCUUCACGGUCCUCAUCAACAUCUUCAUCACGGCGCUGGGGUUUGAUGGAGAAGCAAUCAAGUUAUUCGAGUCACCUGCGAUUUCAGUAGCAGAGUUUCCCAUCCUGCCCAUCGACCACAAUGACACUGGUGGUCUUUAGACCAGGUUUUGGACCACGUGGAGACGGAUCCACAUUCGUGGCAGGAGGCUUUUGUGGAUCCAGGCAAGGAACAAAACCUGAACAUCUCCCACAGUCUCCAUCCAGGAUCACAGCUCUCCAAGUCUACUUGACCCUAGACAGAAGGUAGAGCUCAGCCAGUGCAUCCACGCAGCCUCCUCUUCCCUCCUCUCCUCCAUCGCUGUGCUUUCUCUCAAAUACAAGAGUGAUUUUAUUGAUUCAGUUAAACUGUUAGAUUGGUUGAAAGGGUAGACUCCUGAAACCUGGAGUGGUAUUUUUACACUUCUGGCUCCUUUGUCCCAAAGUCCGUGGGUUUGACGAAAGGCUCUUUAGUCGGAGAUCUGAAAUAGUUACAUCACACCACACAGUUCUGUGGAGGUGGCUGAGAAGAGACUUUAACCUUAUAUUGUCUAUUGCAUAAAAUACGUAGUCCACUUGUGUUUUUAACACAUCCAACAGAAGAAUCAUGACAACACAGACUGUAUAGGACCAACUCAAACAUCUGCAUAGAACAAAUGAAAUAUUAAAAACUCCACAAAGCAAAGAAAUUUCAAGUAGAGGCUGACAGCAUUCUUUAUUAGUUGGAAUGCUUCAAGCAUUCCAAGUAUUGUUCUUCUAAUCUUUAAUCAACUUAUUCUUCUUCUUCUAUUUCUUCCGCUGCACGUUUCAACUCCUUCACACUUUCAGCUAUUAAGACCAUUCAAAUAUUAAAAUGUUCAGCUCCUUCAGGAGAGGUGUGCUAUGACUUUUCAGAUUUUUAGCAUCAACCUUUUUAACAUGGUUUCCAAUGGAUUAAAUUUUCAAAUCCUCUCCAAACUUGUUCAACUUUCAACUUUUUCAGCUUUUCCAAUCUUUCAGCUAGAGACACCAUUUAAACUUUAAAAUGUUGACACAAGUCUUAACAAUGUCAUAAAAAAACUGCUUGUCGAUAUCUAUUAUACUUUUUUUCAUAAUCACUAAUUAUGUUUCACUAGUUUUGGGGUCCUUUUCGAAUUUACAGUGCGUGCUAGAGUGCGGACAAAGUCAGAAGACAAGAGAGGGUCCAUGUUUUGUAAACUGUUGGUAGAGAAGUUUUAAAACACAUAGAGACAUAAAAACUACACUCAAGCGUUCGGUAGUCUUGUGUCUCUCAAAAUGUCAUUAUUUUUUGGCUACUCCAAAUAGUUUUGCUCCAGGAAGCAUUUGUUUGACGUGUGGGUUCUCAGUAACUGUCUGUGAGCUAAGUGCAGCUGCUCCGUCGUCACGCCAACGAGUUGGGGCUCUUUCUGUGACUCACAGCUGAUCCUUAUUAGCUGAUUAGUGCAGCCUGACAUGACCUCCUUCUCUCCACCUUCUCUCUUCAUUUCAAAACAACCCACAUGGAGGGAAUUCUUACUGUAAUGUUUGAUGAGGCCUAUUAAUAUAUUCUGUCUCUCAACCCCUCCACCCACUGACCCAAUACCAUCAUUUCAAAAUAAAAGCUGCAAUGAUUAUGUUAUUUAAACAUGAAGCUUAGGAUUCAGCUGUCUCGUUGAAUACUUAUUGCGCUUUCAAAUAGUAUUACAACCACUACUAAUAUUUCUAGUACUUCUAGUAGUACAUCUAGUAUUUCAACUGGUAUUAUUACUAAAAUGACUUUUACUACUGCUAAUAUUACUAGUACUACUAGUAUUUCAACCCCCAUGGAGGGAAUUAUUACUGUAAUGUUUGAUGAAGCCUAUUAAUUAAUAUAUUCUGUCUCUCAACCCCUCCACCCACUCACUCAAUACCGCCAUUUCAAAAUAAAAGCUGCAAUGAUUAUCUGUAAUUUAGCCAUGAAGCUUAGGAUAAAGCUGUUUUGUUGAAUACGUAUUGCUCUUUCAAAUAGUACUACAACCACUACUAAUAUUUCUAGUACUUCUAGUAGUACUUCUAGUAUUUCAACUGGUAUUAUUACUAAAAUGACUUUUACUACUAAUAAUAUUACUAGCACUACUAGUAUUUCAACCCCAAUGGAGGGAAUUCUUACUGUAAUGUUUGAGGCCCAUCAAUUAAUAACUUUUUAGUUUUCUUAGCUUAGGGCGACUGUGGGUGAGUGGGGAGCGCGGCCGUCCUCCAAUCAGAGGGUUGGCGGUCUGAUCCCAUGCCCGGCUAACCUGCAUGUCAAUGUGUCCUUGGGCAAGACGCUUAAUCCCAGCAUUGUUCCUCUAGCUAUGACUACAGUGCGUGUGAAUGUUAGUUACUGGUUGGGCAGGUGCCACUGUGUAUGGUAGGUUCUGUCAAUGGUGUGUGAAUGGGUGAAUGUUAUGUAGUGUUAAGGUGCUUUGGGUGGUCAGAAGACUAGAAGAGCGCUGUACAAAUCUAUUUUACCAAGUCCAUUUGCUUUGAAUAACAAACAUUCUGUCUCCCAAACCCCCCCCACCCAAUUCCAUUAUUUCAAAAUAAAAG